Molecule: messenger RNA, 2547 nt
Organism: Lactuca saligna
Lineage: Eukaryota; Viridiplantae; Streptophyta; Magnoliopsida; Asterales; Asteraceae
Source: the annotation of a GenBank genome assembly
AUGUUCGUCUUUCUUCGCAGCCUUGUCAUCAUGGGAAGAAAAACAAGAUACCCUAAUCAUCGCGUAAGCCUUCUAUUAUCAUCAACAAGAAAUUUACCGUCUCCAUUGAAUCCUAAUAAAAUAAUUUUCUGCAACUGUUCAUCACCAUCAUCGUACACAUUCUUAUUCUGUGUCACCAGUUUUCUCUGCUUAUUUCGGUACCCUUUUUCGAGUAAGGCUUUCUGUGACGAAAUCGGAGACGAACUUGGUCGGGAAUCCAUUUGUGAAAUUGUUAAGAAUGAGCGCUGGGACGAUUAUAGGAUCAUCAAAUAUUUUGAUUCAAGUUUAGCCCCAAUUUGGGUUUCGAAAAUACUAUUACAACUAAACGAAGAACCUACGUUAGCUUUUAAGUUCUUCAAAUGGGCUGAAACCCGACCUAAGUUUUGUCAUACGACUGAGGCCUAUUGUAUUCUUACCCAUAUUUUGUUUUUCCAUAAGCUUUACAAUGAAGCUCAUGGUAUUCUAAAAGCUUUGCUUAGUUCUACCCUAGUUUUGCCAGGUUUUGAUGUGUUUGAUGUAAUGUGGUCGACCAGAAAUGCUUGUCGUCCAGGGUGGGGGGUAUUUGACACAUUGUUCAAUGUAUUAGUGGAAUUAGGGAAAUUUGAGGAAGCAAAUGAGUGUUUUUCAAGGAUGAAAUCUCAUAAAGUUCUCCCAAAAGCACGUUCUUGUAAUUCAUUUCUGGGUAGAUUAACUAAGAUUGGUAAAGGAGACUUCUCAAAGAAGUUCUUCAAGGAAAUGAUUAUGGCUGGUGUUAAGCCUUCUAUAUUCACUUACAAUAUCAUGAUUGAUUAUUUGUGUAAAGUAGGAGACAUGGAAGGUGCACAAAGAUUUUACAUGGAGAUGAAAACAUUAGGGAUUACACCAGAUAUUGUUACUUAUAAUUCACUUAUUGAUGGGUAUGGUAAGCUUGGGAAGUUAACCGAAUCAAUCUGUAUAUAUAAUGAUAUGAAGAACAUCGGUUGUUACCCUGAUGUGAUCACAUACAAUGCAUUGAUAAACUGUUUGUGUAAGUUUGGUAGAAUGCCACAAGCAUUUGAGUUUCUUCAUCACAUGAAGAAAAGUGGAUUGAAACCAAAUGUGGUAACUUACAGCACAUUCAUUGAUGCUUUCUGUAAAGAAGGAAUGAUGCAAGAAGCAAUCAAGUUUUUCAUGGAUAUGAGACGUGUUGGUCUUAUUCCCAAUGAAUUCACAUAUACUUCUUUAAUUGAUGCAAAUUGUAAAUCAGGUUGUAUUCAGGAGGCUGUGAAGUUAAUCAAAGAGAUGAAUGAGGCAGGUGUUAUGGUGAACACAGUUACAUGUACAGCUUUACUUGAUGGGCUUACAAAAGAAGGUAAAAUGAAAGAAGCUGAUGUGUUUUUUCAAGAAAUGCUUAAAACCGGUAUAUCACCUAACAUAAAAAGCUAUACAACUCUUCUUCAUGGGUAUAUAAAAUUGAAUAACGUAAGUGAGGCUACAAAUAUUUGGGAACAAAUGGAAGCCAAAAGCUUCAAACCAGACUUAUUGCUAUAUGGUACUUUGAUCCUAAGACUCUGUAAUGACAAAAAGAUUGAAGAUGCUAAGGCUGUUCUUCAAGAAAUGAAGAAAAAUGGUAUAAAUGCGAAUUUUGUGAUCUAUACAACAAUUAUGGAUGCAUAUUUUAAAUCAGGACACAAAAAAGAAGCUCUUGAUUUGUUUCAAGAAAUGAAUGAAACAGGUUUGACCCCAUCAGUUGUGACUUACAGUGUCUUAAUUGAUGGUUUGUGCAAACUUGGAUAUGUCCAUGAGGGAAUGGAUCAUUUCUGUAACAUGUCAGAUGUUGGAAUUGAGCCUAAUGUUAUUGUUUAUACAGCUCUUAUUGAUAGUUUUUGUAAAAAUGAUCAAUUAGAAUCAGGUGUGAAACUGUUUGAUGAAAUGGUGGGAAAGGGUGUGAUUCCAGAUGUAAAUGCAUACACGUGUUUGAUUGAUGGGAAUCUAAAACAUGGGAAUGUUAAUGAGGCUUUGGAAUUGAGGGACAAAAUGGUGGAAAAUGGUGUAAAGUUUGAUCUUCAUGCAUACACUUGUUUGAUUUGUGGGCUUUGUAGAUGUGGUAAAAUGGUGGAAGCAAGAAAGUUUUAUGAUGAGAUGAUUGUGAAUGGUGUUUGUCCAGAUGAUGUGAUUUAUGGGUGUCUUGUGAAAAAGUAUUAUGAGAUUGGUGAUACAAAAGAAGCUGAGGAAUUGCAAAAUGAGAUGGUUGGAAGACGAAUUGUGAAUGAACACAUUGGAAGUCGUAUAAAUUUGGAUCAAGACUUUUGCAAUCUUCAAACUAAGAUAUGGGAUUUAUCCACUCAAAGAGGCGACAUGAAUCUCAUUGAUUACCAAGUGAUUCCAUCAUCUUUCAGCAUAACCCAGUUCUUGAAUCUGGUAGUUUUGGAAGGGAGAGGCAGAUGGGGUCAAGAAUCUCUGAAAAUAGAUAGUGUGCUGAAAGAGUAUAAAUGGGAAGGCCAUAAAGAUGAAUUGAAGCUUGGGAAGCGAAGCAUGUCUAAAACAUAG